Messenger RNA from Bursaphelenchus okinawaensis, 782 nucleotides. NCBI's taxonomy places the organism in Eukaryota, Metazoa, Nematoda, Chromadorea, Rhabditida, Aphelenchoididae. The record is from the annotation of a GenBank genome assembly.
AUGGCUGUCGGUGGAACGGUGAGUGAGACUCUGAGCGGAUCUGGCUGAGAUGGCAGGUUUCUUCCGGAGCUUGUUUCUGCUGAGAAGAGUCUCUGUUGGAUAAUUUGCCAAGGAUGCCGAUUCGCUCAACACACGGUAAAUGGAGAUUAAUUUGGGUUUUUAGAAAAAGACUGUUGAAAACAUCAACUCCCGCUUGGCUAUGGUCACCAAGUCCGGAAAGUACUGUCUCGGAUACAAGCAGACCUUGAGAACCCUCCGCUCAGGAAAGGCCAAGCUUGUCAUCAUUAGCAGCAACACUCCAGCUAUCAGGUUAGUUUAUUUUGUUAUAUUUUUGUUGGUCUAGGUAAGAAAGGAAGCGUUUUUACUGAAGAUUGUUGUUGGAAAGCUAAAAUUAUAGUACAGGUCUUUCUGUGAAGUUUUAGGUAUAAAAUAUCGUUUUAUUUGCAUUUCAAGUUUUAUAGGUAUAAAUUUAGGUUUUUGGAUUGAUUGUAAGUGCGUAAAACAUUAUUUAUCGUUUUAGUUUACUAGUGAAGAAGUUUUAAACACUGGUUUGGGUAAUAUUACUUUUUAUCUUUGUAAAAAUGUUCUUUUACUAACUAAAACAUUAUUUCAGACGUUCCGAGAUCGAGUACUACGCUAUGUUGUCCAAGACUGGAGUUCACGAAUACCACGGUAACAACAUCGAAUUGGGAACCGCUUGCGGUAAACUCUUCCGUGUCUCCAUGCUCUCAAUCACCGACGCCGGAGACUCAGACAUCAUCCGUGUUAUCCCUUCUGAAUAA